This is a messenger RNA of Phacochoerus africanus (Common warthog), 528 nucleotides long. RefSeq names its product RNA-binding protein 3-like. The record is from RefSeq and is a predicted model, not a curated record. Gene Ontology annotation, biological process: regulation of translation; positive regulation of mRNA splicing, via spliceosome. NCBI's taxonomy places the organism in Eukaryota, Metazoa, Chordata, Mammalia, Artiodactyla, Suidae. Gene Ontology annotation, molecular function: ribosomal large subunit binding; RNA binding. Gene Ontology annotation, cellular component: spliceosomal complex. The transcript has a single exon. Bases 58 to 525 code for a protein of 155 amino acids.
UGGCUGAGGCUGUGUCUUCUGCCUUUUUUUCUAAUUUCCAGGACUCAAUUUAUUGACAUGUCCUCUGAAGAAGGGAAGCUCUUCGUGGGAGGGCUCAACUUCAACACAGAUGAGCAGGAUCUGGAAGACCACUUCAGCAGUUUCGGACCUAUUUUUGAGCUGGUUGUUGUCAAGGACUGGGAGACUCGGCGAUCCCAGGGUUUUGGCUUCAUUACCUUCACCAAUCCAGAGCAUGCUUCAAAUGCAAUGAGAGCCACGAAUGGAGAGUCUCUGGAUGGUCGCCAGAUCCAUGUGGACCACAUUGGCAAGUCGGCCUGGGGAACAAGAGGGGGUACAUUUGGGGCCCAUGGUCACAGCUACUCUAGAGGUGGAGGGCACCAAAGCUAUGGAAGUAGCAGAUAUGACAGUCUACCUGGAGGAUAUGGCUAUGGAUAUGGAUAUGGAAGGUCCAGAGACUAUGGCAGCAGCCAGGGUAGUUAUGACCGCUAUUCAGGAGGAAAUUACAGGGACAAUUAUGACAGCUGAGAU